GGCCCACUAGUUGUCAACUCUUGUCAGCAGAGUGACUUGGUUGCCGAGUGAUGUAUUAGUUUUAUUUUUCCAAUUAAUUAAUUGCAUAAAUUGCCGACUCGUCCACUACAGUGAUAGUGACAAGUCAUUAGGCAUCUAACUAUUGAAGCUUUCCAUUCAAAUUCUCCACGUACAUGACAUAACCUAAAAGUUCCUAAUAUUAACAUUCUUAUGUAAAUUUGUGUUUAUUUGAAUUAACAAUGGAUAGUGAAGCAAAAAAUGUGAUUCGUGUUGGUUCGAGGAAGAGUGAGCUGGCUCUCAUACAAACCAACUAUGUAAUUGACUGUUUGAAGAAAUUGCAUCCAGAAAAGGAUUUCACUUUAGUAACCAUGACAACGCUAGGAGACCGCAUUUUGGAUGUAUCUCUACCCAAAAUAGGCGAGAAGUCACUAUUCACAAAGGAUUUGGAAGAUGCCUUAAGAAAUGACACCGUGGACUUUGUAGUACAUUCUUUGAAAGAUUUGCCGACUACCCUGCCCGAUGGACUGGCUAUUGGAGCUGUUUUUGAAAGAGAAGACCCGAGGGAUGCACUGGUUCUCCGCGAAGAGUAUAAAGAACACACGCUAGCAACGUUACCUGAAGGCUCCGUUAUUGGUACGUCAUCCCUCCGUCGCACGGCCCAACUCCGCGGCUCAUACCCGCAGCUAUCCGUGGUAGACGUGAGAGGUAACUUGAACACGCGUCUGCGCAAGCUCGACACUACGGGACAAUAUGCUGCGCUGCUAUUGGCCAGCGCCGGUCUACAGCGGAUGGGAUGGAAGGAUAGAAUAUCUAAGAUCCUGCCGUGUGCUGAGAUGAAGUACGCGGUCGGUCAAGGCGCGUUAGCCGUGGAGUGUCGCGCGGAUAACACAACUAUAUUGAACAUGCUGGCUCCAUUCAACCAUCCCGAGACAUACUGCAGAAUACUGGCGGAAAGAAGCUUUCUUAAGACCUUGGGAGGCGGCUGCAGCGCCCCUGUUGGAGUCUCCACAACCUUAAAACCCGUCGAUACACAGUUCAAACUAUCCAUCACGGGCGCAGUAUGGAGCAUGGACGGAAAAACCAAACUCGAUUGCACCUCCCAGCAAACAUUCACACAAAUAAAACGCACACAAAAACACAAACUCAGCCCCACAGAAGAAAACGAAAGCAAAAAACUCAAAAUUGACAACAAUGAGGCAGAAAACGAAAUUAUACCACCUAAAGUACUUAAAGACACAAUAAAAGAUAACCUUGUUCCUUCAAGUGAUGAGAAAAACGAUGAUAGUGAUAAACGCAUAUUUUGUGGUUUGACAGUCAAUCCUAGCAUACCUAUAGAAGUUAUUAUUAAAUGUGACAACUUAGGACGCGAUUUAGCUAAUUCACUCAUAGAGAAAGGUGCUUUAGAUGUUAUGAAAGUCACACAAGAUUUGAUCAGAAGUUCGACGGCUGCGAAACAAUCAUGAUUAAUAAUAAUAUUUUUGUUAGUAAUGAGGUUGUAUAUUUGUACUUUAGGUAAAGAAAGGUGGCCUUACCAAGUUUUUUAACAUAAAAAAGUGCUUAUUUGGUAAAACAUCCUGUAUUUGGAGGUUCUAUGCCUAUAUGAAUAAAGAAAUAAUGUAAUAAGACCUUUUUUGGUAUGGCUCAAUAAGUACUGCCUCGCAAAUGUGUAAAUAAUAAAAUUGAUGAAAGAAAUCGGUAGUAGGUUGUAAUAUAUAAUUAUAGACACAGUUUCUUAUACAUUUAGUAAUAAAAUAUAUUCAAAGCACCUGUUAAAAUGUAUGCUAGUAUAUAAAACAUAUUUUUUUGUUUAUUUAUUUGUAACAUCUUGAAAGAUGACUGACUAUCAUGCAACGAUUUUAUUUUUAUUUAUUAUUAAAAAAAUGUGGAUCGACCUUUAUUUGGCUACAAGUAAAUUAUUUUUAUUGGCUAGUUUGUAGUGGGUACUUAUUUAAGAAAUAAAUUUAACACUGCCUGGUUAAAAAUGUUGCAUUUAUAAAUCGUUAUUAAAAUAAUCUUUCGGUUUAAAAUUUUAUUUAGUUUGUUGGAAAUUCAAUAUGUCCUGAUAGAUCGUAAAUUGACAUUGAGCGUUGCUACUGUUACUGUCACAUGAAUUUAUAAUUUAAAAGAAAGCUUUUCAAUCAAUGAUUUUUUAUAGUAUAGAUUUGUUACAAGCGCUCGCGUUGUGAAGACUCAAAUACCACCCAAUUAGGACGUUUGGUAGUUAGUAAUGAACUAGUAAACAUUUGAAGCGCAAUGACUAAAACAAUAACUAUCUCUUUCAUUUGCGUGCUUUUACGCAUCUUUUGUUUUACUCAUCAGUAAAAGUUGUCAAUGUGUGCAAUUUUCGAUUGCGCGGAACAGAUUGAAAACUGCAAUUACAUGAAGGUAACAUAUCUGUACUAUAAAAAAUCAUUGUUUUCAAUACCUUGUUGUAUUUUAUUUUACAAACUCAUAAAAGUUACAUAACAUUUUGAUUAUUUACUUUCAUAUAAACGUUUGAAGAUUACGUACGACGUAUUGUAUAACAUAUGCAUUCCUGAUUAUAUCCUAAUUAAAUCUUCACUUAUUUGGAUAUUCAGCCUGAAAUUAGGUUAUCUCCCUUAUUGGUAAAUGACUAGACAAAUUGUACCUUAUUCUUUUGUGCUGAAUAAAUUGGCAACUAGACUAAUUUUAAAAUGGCAACAUUUAAAACUGAUCCUAUACUUUUGAAACCAAAAUUAAACAAUUAAAUAUGUCUACCUUAUGACGUCAUUAGUCAAUAAAUAAACUGGGAUUUGUAAGACUUGUUUAUGGUUUUCAAUAAAUUGUUGUUGUUUAUGUUAAUUUUAUUGAAAUAAAAUGGUGAGUGACUUGGGA
Messenger RNA from Helicoverpa armigera (cotton bollworm), 2856 nucleotides. Its product is annotated as porphobilinogen deaminase. Bases 240 to 1463 code for a protein of 407 amino acids. Gene Ontology annotation, biological process: heme biosynthetic process. Lineage: Eukaryota; Metazoa; Arthropoda; Insecta; Lepidoptera; Noctuidae. Gene Ontology annotation, cellular component: cytoplasm. The transcript is spliced from 7 exons. Gene Ontology annotation, molecular function: hydroxymethylbilane synthase activity. The record is from RefSeq and is a predicted model, not a curated record.